This is a messenger RNA of Mugil cephalus (flathead mullet), 3348 nucleotides long. It is a transcript of the gene pkp1b, whose product is annotated as plakophilin 1b. The transcript is spliced from 12 exons. Gene Ontology annotation, molecular function: cadherin binding. Lineage: Eukaryota; Metazoa; Chordata; Actinopteri; Mugiliformes; Mugilidae. The record is from RefSeq and is a predicted model, not a curated record. Bases 867 to 2762 code for a protein of 631 amino acids. Gene Ontology annotation, biological process: cell-cell adhesion; intermediate filament bundle assembly; cell-cell junction assembly. Gene Ontology annotation, cellular component: plasma membrane; nucleus; adherens junction.
UGUUUCUUUCAUUUUUCACCAGUAACAUGCAAGAUAAACUCAAGGUUAUUAUCUUUAGUUACAGAAUAAUGAAUGAAAAAGUGUCUUUCAAUUGCUUAUUCGGUCUUUAAAUGUAUUAUCACUCUGUUAUAUAUGGCAAAGAAAGGUAGCAAGUCUUUAUAUUUGAAAAACUGGAAAAGAAGAUAUAUUUAUUUUUUUGCAUAUAUAUAUAUAUGAAUUCAACAAUUAAUUAUUAAAAUAGUGUCAAAGUUGUCCACCAAACAAUCCAAUGAAAUAGAUUUAAUGUGAAAAAAAUAAAAAUAUAUAUAUUUCUCAGUAUUUCCAAAGUCCCACCAAUGGUCACUUGAGGAAGCACCAUUGGUAUCAUUAGUCCCAUUUUUGAGGGGGUGAAAAUGACCCCGUGAAAUAUCCUUAAGCCCCCCUAAGUAAUUUGGUGUUUAUUUAUUUAUUUAUCUAUUGCAGAAAAGUGCUGACAAAUCGCUCGAUCCCCUUCGGUGUGUGCUUAUCCAAUCCACCACUCAUUAAUAUUAAUUUAAUUCAAGUAAUUAAGAAAUAUUUUUUGGGCUUGAAAUUGCAACCAAUUAAGUACAUAUAUAAUCUGUGUGACUUAAAAAUAUUUGAGGGCAAACAAUUAUUGUGUUGUGAGUGAAAGCCAUGCAUUAUUACUGUUUUAACCUGCCCUUGUUGUUGCAAUGUGUUUAAAAAUGAACUGAAAUGAUACCAAUAAUUAAAUCCUCUGUCUUUGUUGGCUAUUUGUGCAUCUCCUGGGGGCUAAGCCUCCCCUGUCCUUAAAACCUAGUGACGCCCCUGUGGAGCACUGACAACUAGUAUACUCCCACUAAAUCAAGCUCAGCCUGGAGAAAAACAUGAACCGACAAACAGUCACCAGCUCCAAAAGAUCAGCUGCAAAGGGGAGCACCAUCGCUUCUACCUAUUACUAUGAGAGGGGUUACGCCCCGGCCGGCACCACGAAGGUCGGCCUGAAGAACACCAGCCGCAGUGAGCCUGACGUGGCCUGGCUUCGCUCCGUGCAAAAACCUUCUGUCACACAGCAGAGCAUCGUCUCCAGCAAGGGCAUGUACAGGACACAACGGAGCACCAGUCAGUUUCUAAACGGCACCACAGCGCCUCCUCUGUCUCCGUCUAUGUACGCUGUGAAUGGUACAGGUCAGGCCAGAGCAAAGAGCCAGUUCAUAUACAGCACAAUCGAAGUGCCCAAAUCGCCCUUGAAGCCCCUCGUCACUGAGUCCACAUCCAGGAGCAAAUUAAAUUUGGAGUCAAAUAGAAACAGCACAGUCGCUGAUCUCACUAUGAAGGAGGCCGUGGAGUACCUUGCCAGUAAGGACGAGACAUAUCAGCACUGUGGCGCUUCCUACAUCCAGCACAACACGUUCAUUGAUGACAAAGCCAAAGAGCAGGUCUUAAAGCUCAAUGGCAUCCCUCCUUUGGUGGGCCUCCUGCGCAGCCCCAGUUUACAAGUCAGCCUAACAGCCUCCGCCGCCCUGCGCAACCUGUCCUACAAAAGUGACAAGAACAAAGAGGAGAUCCAACGCUGCAUGGGCGUCACAGAGGCCUCGGCCCUGCUCAGAGACACAGACUCCGCGGAGCUGCGCAAGCAGCUAACAGGUCUUCUGUGGAAUUUAUCUUCCGCAGACAACCUGAAGGCAGACCUGCUGAAAAACGCUCUUCCCGUCUUAAUGGAGAGUGUGAUCCUGCCUCGCGCAACAGGUCCCGACGAGAGCAACGGCAACAGCCAAGAAUCUGACGUCUUCUUACACACCACGGCGUGUCUGAGAAACCUCAGCAGCUCAAAGCAAAGCAACAGGCAGACGCUGAGAAAAUGUCGAGGUCUGGUCGACUCUUUGGUCGCUUACCUUAAAGACAGCCUGGAAGCAGAAGACACAGACGGUGACUCUGUAGAAAACUGCGUGUGCAUCCUGCACAAUCUGACGUUCCAGCUGCAGGCCGAGGCUCCAGCUCUGUUCAACAGGAUCACGGCUUUGGUCCAGACCGUCAACAGUAACCAGAGCCAGGGAGAAAUCAGCCCCAUCGGCUGCUUCAGUUCACAAAACAAAUCUCCAGAACAGGAGCGUACCUUUGACUUCCCCGUCGUCGAGGAUCCACAGCCGAGCGGGGCAGGCUGGCUGAUCCACUCCAAAACCCUGCAGACUUACCUGUCUUUGCUCGGCUCUAGCAAGCGAGAAGAAACACAGGAAGCCUGCUGCGGGGCACUGCAGAAUCUCACCACAAAUGAAGGCAUUGUCUCUGAUGUAAUGAGCCAGACCAUUGUGCAGAAACUGAACGGCCUGCGUGUUCUAACUCCCCUUUUGAAGUCAGACAAAGUCAACUUGCAGAGGAGCGCUGUGUCUUUGGUAGGAAACUUGACCAAGAACCCAAACCUACACAGUGCCAUCGCUCGUAAAGCUCUCCCAGACCUGCUGGGUCUCAUCACCAAAGGCACCUCAGAAGGUAAUGAGUCUGAUGACACCCUUGCCGUGGCCUGCCGGACUGCGGGCACCCUGCUCUUGAGCAAACCAGAGAUGAGCAAGAACUUGUUGAACAACAACCUGAUAAAAUCGCUGACUGAUCUCAGCCAAAACAUAUAUUUCCCCAAAUCGAGCAAAGCUGCAUCUCUGCUUCUCUACAAGCUCUGGUCAGACAAAGACCUGCAAAGCUUUGUGAAAAAGCGAGGGAUGACUAAGUCCUCCUUCGUGAACGACACCACCAUGGCGGCGCACAGAUCGGUCCAAGUUGUCGAUUAAGAGGAUCAGACAGCCAUUUCCUGAAGUAACUCACCUGCAACAGCUCUGCACAUUAGCCGGAUGGAAACACGCCAUGGCUCAGCAACAACCUUAGACUUUUUCCGGCUUUUUCAGAGAACAUCUCAUGAAUUCUACAUAACAUGACAGGCACUAACAAAUCAUCACGCAGCCCUGACUGUGCUUUAAGUUACCGCUGAUUCAAAGAUGAAGGUUCACAUGUACACGAAAGCACCAAAGUUUUUUCUCAUUUUUAACGAUGUUGAAUGUCUUUUAUAGUGUAUACUUUUUUUUUUUAACCUGCUAUCAGUCUUAAAAAAGAAAAGGGCUUCAUUAGUAAUUAAAACAUAAGGAUGAGGAUUUUAUUUUGCACUGAAAUAUUGGUUUUACUUUGGAAUUGAAAAAGUGGAUUUUGAUUACGUAGAAUGAACGUGCAUAACAGAGUUCAGGAAGUAGCUGUAGGGCUAUUAUUCUGACUUAAGCAGAGCUACAUAUUUCCAUUUUGUAAACAUUUUGUCGGUGGUGUAUCCGUAUUUUCUCAUGAUGUAUACGUUCUUGAAAUACUGGCAAUAAAGCGGAGAGAAAUCUG